This is a messenger RNA of Suncus etruscus (white-toothed pygmy shrew), 4395 nucleotides long. It is a transcript of the gene MYRF, whose product is annotated as myelin regulatory factor. Lineage: Eukaryota; Metazoa; Chordata; Mammalia; Eulipotyphla; Soricidae. Gene Ontology annotation, molecular function: DNA-binding transcription factor activity; sequence-specific DNA binding. Gene Ontology annotation, biological process: central nervous system myelin maintenance; protein autoprocessing; positive regulation of DNA-templated transcription. Bases 112 to 3504 code for a protein of 1130 amino acids. The transcript is spliced from 27 exons. The record is from RefSeq and is a predicted model, not a curated record. Gene Ontology annotation, cellular component: nucleus; endoplasmic reticulum membrane.
CAGCCGGAGCCGAGCGAGCGGGGACUGUGGCUCGGGCCGCGCCGGCGAUGCCGCGCCCCCGGGCCGGGCAGUAGCGGGGCCGGGGCGAAGAGCGCGCCGGGCAGGCCGGCCAUGGAGGUGGUGGAUGAGACCGAGGCGCUGCAGCGCUUCUUCGAAGGCCAUGACAUCAAUGGGGCCCUGGAGCCGUCCAACAUUGACACGAGCAUUCUGGAGGAGUAUAUCAGCAAAGAGGAUGCCUCAGACCUCUGCUUCCCUGACAUCACAGCUCCCACCAGCACGGCCUCCUACCCGCACGGGCAGCCUGCCCUCCCCGGCUCCAGCAGCGUCCACGCGGCCGGACCCUCCCCUGGGCGCCAUGGGCCCCUCGCACCCCCCAGCUACGGCGCCCCGCUCAACUGCAAUAACAACAACGGCCUGGCCGCACCCAAGCCCUUCCUGGGGGGCUCUGGGCCCCCUAUCAAGGCAGAGCCCAAGGCUCCCUACGCCCCAGGCACGCUGCCAGACUCGCCCCCCGACUCGGGCUCUGAGGCCUACUCGCCCCCUCAGGUGACCGACCCCCAUCUCCUGCGUACCCUGACUCCUGAGGCCCUAUGCCAUGUGGGUGUGACCUCCCGCCUGGAGCACCCGCCCCCACCUCCCGCCCAUCUCCCCGGCCCCCCGCCACCCCCACCACCCCCACCCCAUUACCCGGUUCUGCAGCGGGACCUGUACAUGAAGGUGGAGCCCCCCAUGCCACCCUACGCGGCCAUGGGGCAGGGGCUGGUGCCCCCCGACCUCCACCACACCCCGCAGUCACAGAUGCUACACCAGCUGUUGCAGCACGGAGCUGAGCUCCCUACACACCCCUCCAAGAAGAGGAAACACUCGGAAUCACCCCCCAACACCCUCAACGCCCAGAUGCUGAAUGGAAUGAUCAAGCAAGAGCCAGGGACCGUCACUGCGCUACCCCCGCACCCCAACCGAGCCCCAUCCCCACCCUGGGCCCCCCAGGGCCCACUGUCCCCAGGCCCUGGCUCCUUGCCUCUCAGCAUUGCCCGAGUCCAGACACCACCUUGGCACCCCCCAGGCGCACCCUCCCCAGGGAUCCUCCAGGACAGUGACAGUCUCAGUGGCUCCUACUUGGACCCCAACUACCAGUCCAUCAAGUGGCAGCCGCACCAGCAGAACAAGUGGGCCACGCUGUGUGACGCCAACUACAAGGAGUUGCCCAUGCUCACCUACCGUGUGGAUGCAGACAAGGGUUUCAACUUUUCCGUGGGCGACGACGCCUUCGUGUGCCAGAAGAAGAACCACUUCCAGGUCACAGUCUACAUCGGCAUGCUGGGAGAACCCAAGUAUGUGAAGACGCCCGAAGGCCUGAAGCCCCUCGACUGCUUCUACCUGAAGUUGCACGGAGUCAAGCUGGAGGCCUUGAACCAAUCCAUCAACAUCGAGCAGUCCCAGUCAGACCGCAGCAAGAGGCCCUUCAAUCCUGUCACGGUCAAUCUGCCCCCUGAGCAGGUCACGAAAGUGACGGUGGGGCGCCUGCACUUCAGCGAGACCACCGCCAACAACAUGAGGAAGAAGGGCAAACCCAACCCGGACCAGAGGUACUUUAUGCUGGUGGUGGCACUGCAGGCACACGCCCAGAACCAGAACUACACGUUGGCUGCCCAGAUCUCGGAGCGCAUCAUCGUGCGGGCUUCCAACCCAGGCCAGUUUGAGAGUGAUAGCGACGUGCUGUGGCAGCGUGCGCAGAUGCCCGAUACCGUCUUCCAUCAUGGCCGUGUGGGCAUCAACACGGACCGACCCGACGAAGCCCUGGUCGUGCAUGGCAACGUCAAGGUCAUGGGUUCGCUCAUGCAUCCCUCGGACCUGCGGGCCAAGGAACAAGUGCAGGAGGUGGACACCACCGAGCAGCUGAAGAGGAUUUCGCGCAUGCGGCUGGUGCAUUAUAGAUACAAGCCUGAGUUUGCUGCCAGCGCUGGCAUCGAAGCCACCUCGCCAGAGACUGGUGUCAUUGCACAGGAGGUGAAGGAGAUUCUCCCUGAGGCUGUAAAGGAUUCCGGUGAUGUCAUUUUUGCCAAUGGGAAGACCAUUGAGAACUUCCUGGUGGUGAACAAGGAACGCAUCUUCAUGGAAAAUGUGGGCGCCGUGAAGGAGCUGUGCAAGCUCACCGACAACCUGGAGACGCGCAUCGACGAGCUGGAGCGCUGGAGCCACAAGCUGGCCAAGCUGCGGCGCCUGGACAGCCUCAAGUCCACCGGCAGCUCAGGCGCCUUCAGUCACGCAGGGAGCCAGUUCAGCCGGGCGGGCAGCGUCCCCCACAAAAAGAGGCCUCCCAAGAUGGCCAGCAAGCCUUCGACCGUAGUCCCGGACCAGGCCUGCAUCAGCCAGCGCUUCCUGCAGGGGACCAUCAUCGCCCUGGUGGUGGUUAUGGCCUUCAGCGUGGCAUCCAUGUCUACACUGUAUGUGCUGAGCCUUCGCUCUGAGGAGGAUGUGGUGGAGAUGGACGGCUCUUUUGCCGUGUCCACUUCCUGUCUUCUGGCCCUGCUCCGGCCCCAGCAUCCUGGGGACGGUGAGGCCGCGUGCCCGUGCAGGCUCAGCCAGAACUUCGGGACCACGCAGCUCCGGCAGUCCCCCAUGACCUCCGGGCCACCAGGCACACAGCCAGCUCUGCUACUGGUUACCCCCAGCCUGAGCAGCUUGGGUCCUGGCCCAGCCCUCCUCCGCACCUUGGACCUGUGUUCCAGCCAUCCAUGCCCAGUGAUCUGCUGCUCCAAGGCCUCUCCCAGCCCCACGGAGCCUAGCUCCAGCCCCCAAUCUACCCCCAGCCCUUCUACCAAUCACUCAGCCCCCAGUCAGGCAGCCUUAUUGCCUGUCAACAACAUCAGAGCCAAGUCCUGGGGCCUCUUAGCCAAUGGCAUCAGCCACUCCAAGUUCCCGAAGAGCCUGGAACCUGUGGCCAGCCCUGCCUUCCCCUUCCCUGGGGGGCAGAACAAAGCCAAGAGCAGCCCCAGCCUUGAUGUCCAUGGACGUACCCGCAGAGGGGCCCCCCAGCCCAGCCCCACUCAGCCUACCCAAGCGGGACUCCCACCAGGCGAGGUGCCCUCCCUGACCUCCGUCCAGCUGCUGGAGAAUUCAAUGCCCAUCACCUCCCAGUACUGCACCCCAAGAGACGCCUGCAGGCCCGGAAAUGUUACCUACCACAUCCCCGUGAGUGGCAACACCCCACUGCACCUCGCCCUGACCCUGCAGAUGAACUCUUCGAUGCCUGUGUCAGUGGUGCUGUGCAGUUUGGCCUCUGAAGAGCAGCCAUGCGAAGAGGGGGAUGUGCCACAGAAACCCCAGUCCUACAAGGACACCCAGGGCACCUCUCACGAGUGGCUGGUCACCAUCCUGUCCUUCCGGGAAUUCACCUACCACUUCCAGGUGGCACUGCCGGGACUGGCCAACUGCAGUGCAGAGACCUCAGGCCGGCCGGUCUCCAACUACUACUUCCACUUCUACCGCCUUUGUGACUGAGCUGUGUCCUGGUGCCCCCUCCACACUGGAUGCGAGCACGGGACAGUGGAGCCUGCCAAGGACUGAUCAGGCUCGGCGCUGGGCCGUGGACAGUCACCGGAGAGCCCCACAGGCUGCUGGAGCGAGACAUAGGGGCACAAUGCCCCUUUACCUCUGUCCACAGGGGUGCCUGGAAGCCUACAACUGUCUGUCCUCCCCCUGCAGAGCAGGAGCACCCCUGUUUUGGAGAGAAGAUCCGAGGGACAGCAGGGGUAUCCCUUGGAUGGCAUCUCAGAGACCCGAGUGCUCUCCUGGGGGUCUGGAGAGGGCUUGACUGUUACACUGGACCUGGACUUCUAAGCUUUAAGGGAGGCCCCGGAGGCCUCUUUGGCUCCUAUGAGCUCCCGGAGUGCAGGAGGCCCCAAAUGCCUUUAUGAACUGUUAGUGCCUGGUUGAGGCAGGGCAGGGCAGGGGUGGUUGGACCCAAGUAAGCUUUGGAUCAUUGGACCUCGAGGAGCCUGGGAGCACCCAAGGGUCCAAGAAUAUCCAGAGCUGGUGGAGACUCGUGGCCCUACUGUCCUGAGCAGAGCCGGGACCUCAGCAAGGCAGGGAGAGGGAGGUUCUUGGCUGGUGGGUGGAUGCAAACAGCUUUGGCUCUUAUUAAUGACGUAAUUACUAAAAUGCACUUAAACCAGGCCAGGAGUGGGAGGAGAGGGAGGGAAAGCCUCACAGUGGGAGGGGCGUGCAGGGCCCCGGAGAAAUACGUCUGCUCAUCACCUCCACGAUGCUGGCCUCUAUCACACUUACAUGCUGGUGGCCUUAUUUUCCAAGUCCAGGGGUGCCAGGCCCCCGGAUGGCCCCCCUCUCUACCCAGGCCCAUCUCUGUCCUCUUCUCUCUGGUGUGGAUGUGUG